AUGGCGUCGACUACAGCAUCGAAGACACCGAUAACGGCUGCCUGGAUGCCGAAGGAGAUGAUGUCAGAAGACAGCGAAGUUUUGAUGGCCGUGUCUCGACUUGUUGCACGAGUUCUCUUUGAACCAGUCUUGAAGCCCAAGCUGUAUCAGCACUUUGGGGAUAGUCAGAGUUCCAAUGGACUACUCCUGCUUCGGGAUGAACAGUUUCAGUUAGCAGGGAUGGCAGGCGUUGUUGUCGAGAAGUUGCCGGGAUUCCAGGAUGAGGUGCCGCGGGUUUGCUACUUGGUCAUUGAUCCUCGUCUCCAUGGCCAAGGCGCCGAGCCGGAUGGAGAAGCAACGUAUCUGCCGGGAUCCACGAGAUCUGCGGCCGUUGCCGCAACGAAUCAGAGCCAUGUUGGAAUUGACAUCUCGUGGGCUACGGCUGGAUAG
Molecule: messenger RNA, 429 nt
Organism: Cladocopium goreaui
Lineage: Eukaryota; Dinophyceae; Suessiales; Symbiodiniaceae
Source: the annotation of a GenBank genome assembly